AUGCAAAAAGUGCUGCACGGCGUGCGCGGACGCCGAGACAGAGAUGCUGCUGUCGCCCGACUGCUGCUGCUGCAUAGGCGUCGUGUCAAUGGCGCCGUGACGGUCCUGGUGGUACUUGGCGAACCACGGGUCGCUGGCGCGCACAACGUGCUGCAGCGCAUCAAGGCUGGUGGUGCCGUGGCGGAACUGCGGCAGCAACUGCGCCGUCUCCGCCCCGUCCUCAGCGGCGGCGUCGUCGUCGUCAUCCUCGUAGGCGUCCUCCUUGCCAACAUCCACUUCCUCCUCCUCUUCCUCACCGGUGGACUCCUCAUCAAACUCGCCCCCCUCCUCCUCCUCCUCCUCCAGCUCUUCUUCAAAGUGCUCCCCGUCCUCUUCCACCUCNCCGGUGGCCUCCUCAUCAAACUCGCCCCCCUCCUCCUCCUCCUCCUCCAGCUCUUCUUCAAAGUGCUCCCCGUCCUCUUCCACCUCUUCCAUUUCUUCUUCCCCCUCCUCUUCCUCCUCGUCGUCGCUCUCUGA
This is a messenger RNA of Trypanosoma grayi, 516 nucleotides long. RefSeq lists its product as hypothetical. The transcript has a single exon. The coding region runs from base 1 to 516 and encodes 171 amino acids. The record is from RefSeq and is a predicted model, not a curated record. NCBI's taxonomy places the organism in Eukaryota, Euglenozoa, Kinetoplastea, Trypanosomatida, Trypanosomatidae.